Molecule: messenger RNA, 327 nt
Organism: Miscanthus lutarioriparius
Lineage: Eukaryota; Viridiplantae; Streptophyta; Magnoliopsida; Poales; Poaceae
Source: the annotation of a GenBank genome assembly
AUGGUCUGCCUCCAAGAGACGAAACUGCACAACAUGGACCAGGCUGUUGUGCAAUGCUCGGUGGGUGCAAAACUCACAAACAAUUUUGUCGUCCUGCCGGCUGCCCAAACAAGAGGUGGCAUCCUUCUCGCAGCAAAUGAGCGUUUCUUCGACCUCUCCAACCAGCACCUGUCCACAAACGCUGUAACGGCAACUUGCACGAUGAGAGCAGAUGGGACCUCAUGGCAGAUAACAGUGGUCUAUGGACGGCACGCCGAAAAGCUCCAGUUCCUACAAGAGCUCAAAGCUAUCCGCCUAUCCCCAGGCCAGCACACGGGAGGUGGCUAA